AUGGCGUCUGGGGACAGCAGAAACUGGGGUAGCACCCCGCCACAGAGUGCAGCCCCGACGCCCUGGGUGACCAUCCUGCAGCCCCUCCCGUGGGUUCCACCCAUGCCCCCGCAGCCCAGCCGUGUGAAGGAAGACCUGCUGGAGCUGAUGAUGCUGCAGAACGCACAAAUGCACCAGCUGCUGCUGAGUCGCCUGGUAGCGGAGGCACUGAGCCCAAAGCCAGACUUGCCUGGCCCACAGGUCUACCAGGGGGGACAAUGCGAAGAAUGGGAGGAGCAGAUGGACACCCAAGAGGAAGGGCCUUUGGUGUUCCACCACCACUACCUGCCUUGGCUCAUGUCUCCCCUGAGCCCCCCAUCACCCUGGCCAGCCCCUCCCCUGUCCCCUCCUCCAAGCCGUCCUCACAGGCAGGAUGCAGCUAGGAUUCAGCAUCUGCCUCCUGGCUCUGGGCAAAGAAGGAUGAGAGAUGUACCCCCACCUCCUCCUCCCAGUGCCACAGAGACUGUGGGUGCAGAUGUACCCCCAGCUUCAGACUACUAUGACGCCGAGAGCCUGCCAUGA
Molecule: messenger RNA, 561 nt
Organism: Dipodomys ordii (Ord's kangaroo rat)
Lineage: Eukaryota; Metazoa; Chordata; Mammalia; Rodentia; Heteromyidae
Gene: Prr29
Product: proline rich 29
Exons: 6
Coding region: 1-561 (186 amino acids)
Source: RefSeq, a predicted model, not a curated record